AAUCCAGAAAUCAACGCCCGAAUCCAAUAAAGCUUUCAUUUCUCUUUUCUCUUUCUCUAAUUGAUUCAUUCAAAAAGCAUUUCCCUUUUUCUCUUUAUUCUCAAAACUCUUUGUUUACUUGUCAUUUCAAAUCACAGAGUUCCUCUCUUUUCUUUGGCCAUGGAACAUAUCAACGUUCCGCUGUGGACUGACCCACUUCUCCUCACUGACGUUUCUUCCCAACAACACAGCUCCAACUAUACUGAUGCAGCCAUGUCACGGCGCUCAAUUAAUCCAUCUGUGCUGGAUUCAGAUUCUUCCCCUCAACCAAAUUCUGAUGUCGAUGAUCCUUGGAAAAAUCAAAGCUUAAAUGAAAUUAGUACGCCAAUUGGAGAAAUUGAUGGCCGGUCCUUGUUGGGAUUUUCUCUAACAUCGCCAGACCUUGUUAUAUGCACUGGAUCUCCUGAUAUUCCAGUAAAAAACUAUGGAGAUUCCCCUGAAUUCUUGGAGAAAAAUAGGUGUUCAAUUGAGCUUUCUUUAGAGAAUGGCAUUGAUGGAUCUGAUGCUAAAGCAAAGCACAAAACUCCCACUGUAAAGUUCUCCACCGUGUGCCAAACCUUCGAAAAAGAAAUGUCCCCGGACUCUUCCUUUGAGCUGCUUCCAUUACCAGAAAGUGCAGACUAUCUACACAAGGAGCAUGAACACCUUCCUGUUAUAAGCAUCAAUGCAGGGUGCAUAAAUGGAGCAGUGGAAUUAGAUGGUGUCAUUUAUUCGGAUGACGAUUGUUAUGUGGGUGGUGAUGUUAUAAGGACUGAUACUAUGGUUGGAGAUGGAGUGGGAAAUUCAUUGUACAACACAGCACGAUAUGGUGACUUCUCAUACAAGUUUUCAUCAUUGGAGCCUGGUUUUUACAACAUUGAUCUGCAUUUUGCUGAAAUAGUUUUCACCACCGGUCCACCUGGAAUUAGAGUAUUUGAUGUAUUUAUACAACAAGAGAAGGUUGUGUCCGGCCUAGACAUAUAUGGCCAGGUAGGUGCAAACAAGCCUCUGGUUAUAUCUAACAUUAACACUUUUUUUGAUAGCGGUGGGGGCUUACUCAUUAGAUUUGAAGGAUUAAUGAGGAGUCCAACUGUAUGUGGUAUUACUGUAAGGAAAGAUUCUCGUGCAAGUUUUAAAGAAGCUGAAUCACAGGAAGUCAUGGGAAUUGCUGAAUUGAGAGAUCAUGAGUCACUAAGAGAUAUGAGUGAUUGUGGGGUGGAAGUAAAAUACGAACAGCUGCAAAGAGAUAAUGAGCGCCAAAGUAAGGAAUUAGCAGAAAUGAGGAGAGCCUUUGAAGGGCUUAAGAGGGAGAACCAACUUAAGAGUAAAGAGUGUCAAGAAGCGUGCAAAUCUUUACAGGAGCUUCAAAAUGAGCUUAUGCGCAAAUCAAUGCAUGUUGGCUCAUUAGCCUUUGCAAUUGAGGGACAAGUGAAAGAAAAGAGCAGAUGGUUCUCAUCAUUGAGGGACCUGACCAGAAAAUUGAAGAUAAUGAAAAUGGAACACAUCAAGCUAUCAGAGGAGGUAUCCAUGUAUAAUAAUUGCUUCAAGGAUAUCAAUGAAAUUGGCUCUUCAAUUCUGUCCAGAAUAAACCAGCAGGCAGAUUUGCAUGAAGAUCUCAAGAUUAAAUUUCUCAGAGGGGCAAAAGAAAGGAAAGAACUCUACAACAAGGUUCUAGAAUUGAAAGGAAACAUAAGAGUCUUUUGCCGGUGUAGGCCUCUAAAUUCUGAAGAAAUAGCAGCAGGAGCUUCAAUGGCUGUUGAUUUCGAAUCCGCGAAAGAUGGUGAACUCACUGUACUAUCAAAAGGUGCUCAGAAAACCUUUAAGUUUGAUGCUGUUUUUGGCCCUCAAGCAGACCAAGCUGAUGUUUUCCAAGACACAGCUCCAUUUGCUACCUCAGUUCUAGAUGGCUACAAUGUCUGCAUUUUUGCUUAUGGACAGACGGGGACAGGAAAAACUUUUACAAUGGAGGGUACAAAAGAAGCCCGUGGAGUAAAUUUUAGGACUCUUGAGGAAUUGUUUCGCAUAAUUAAUGAGCGGCAGAAGUUAUAUCGAUAUGAGAUAUCAGUCAGUGUCUUAGAAGUAUACAAUGAACAGAUAAGAGAUUUACUGGUUUCAGGCUCUCAGCAAGGCACGGGGCCAAAAAGGCUUGAAAUAAGGCAAGUGGGUGAAGGAAUGCAUGAUGUCCCAGGGCUCGUUGAAGCGCAUGUAAACAACAUGAACGAGGUCUGGGAAGUCCUACAGACUGGCAGUAAUGCAAGGGCUGUUGGCUCAACCAAUGCCAACGAGCAUAGCAGUAGAUCCCACUGCAUACAUUGUGUGAUGGUUCAGGGAGAGAAUUUGUUGAAUGGGGAAUGCACAAAAAGCAAGCUAUGGUUGGUGGACCUAGCUGGAAGUGAACGAGUAGCAAAAACAGAAGUGCAUGGAGAAAGACUUAAGGAAACUCAAAAUAUUAACAGAUCUUUGUCUGCACUCGGUGAUGUCAUAUCUGCUCUUGCUACAAAAAGCCCUCACAUUCCUUUCAGGAAUUCAAAGCUGACACACUUGCUUCAAGACUCUCUCGGAGGAGAUUCAAAGACACUCAUGUUUGUACAAAUCAGUCCUCAGGAGAAUGACCUUGGUGAGACUCUAUGCUCUCUGAACUUUGCAAGUAGAGUGAGAGGGAUAGAGUUGGGUCCGGCAAAGAAGCAAAUGGACUGCUCAGAACUUCUGAGAUGCAAACAGAUGGUUGAGAAAUCAAAGCAAGAAAUGAAGAUCAAAGAUUUGCAAAUCAGGAAGAUGGAGGAAACAAUUCAUUGUUUAGACUUGAAGAUGAAGGAUAAAGACCUAAAAAACAAGAACCUGCAAGACAAGGUGAAAGAACUGGAGUCGCAGCUACUCAUUGAGAGGAAGCUAGCACGUCAGCAUGUCGAUACAAAGAUAGCUGAGCAGCAGCAGCAACAGCAACAAAUUAAACAGCAGAAUGAGGAGCUCAGUAAUUCAGCAAUGAGGCCACCACUGGCACUUCGACUCUUGGGAGCUAACAAGAAUUUGAAUGAAGUUUCAAAUGGAGCAUUGAUGAAAGAGCAAGUAAAUCUCACUCGUCCGCUUAUGGAAAAUAGCUUCAGGCCUUUACCUCUUUCUUUAACAGAUGGCUGCAUCCAGCACAUUGAUGCAGCAGAAAAAGAAAACAAUCCUGAGGCGGCUGAACAACUGCGACUACUACCAAAGAAGACAGGAAGAGCCUCAAUCUGCCCAACCGCAAGACGAAUGUCAGUAUCCUCAGCUCCAAGGCGCAACUCUUUAAUACCACUGCCAAGUGCACCUAGCUUAGCGCAGCUGGCACCACCAUUUCUACCAUUGCCACCCCAACCAGAUAUAAAGGAAGAGGAAGAUGAGUUUAUUCCUGAACAAACGGUAUGCAACAGUCCCAAAGGAAUGAAAAGCGCGAGUAAGAAGCUGAGCAGCAUUUUGAGACGAAGCCUUCAGAAGAAAGUUCAGCUAAAGUCCCCAAUGCAGCAACAUCUGAGAAGAGGUGUUAACGUGGGGAUGGACAGGGUUAGAGUUUCAAUCGGAAGUCGAGGGAGGAUGGCCAGUAGAGUACUGCUAGGCAAUGGUAGAAGAGGAGCAGGAACCAAGGAAAUUCAGCACAAACAAAACCACAAAGAAAAGGAGAGAGGGUGGAAUAUUGGAACAGUUGGGAGGACUGCAAUCUAACAGCUCAAGACUCUUCUUUAUAUCUUUCCAUGUACAGUAGUAGGAUGUACUCCUUUUGUUGCACAGGCAACAGGUAAAAAGAAAAACAACAAAAACAAAAACAAGUGUGUGUAUCUUCCUGGAUGAUGCUAAUCAUCUGCCUUGACUCUUUUGCUUGCUAAUCGUAAAUGGGUUGAUUGAUUAUUA
Molecule: messenger RNA, 3897 nt
Organism: Theobroma cacao (cacao)
Lineage: Eukaryota; Viridiplantae; Streptophyta; Magnoliopsida; Malvales; Malvaceae
Product: Di-glucose binding protein with Kinesin motor domain-containing protein
Biological process (GO): microtubule-based movement
Cellular component (GO): microtubule cytoskeleton
Molecular function (GO): microtubule motor activity; ATP binding; microtubule binding
Source: RefSeq, a predicted model, not a curated record